AUGUACCGAUUAAGUGACAAUUUUUAUCAUAGAAAAUGUUACUUCGAGCGGGAGCAAGUGCCGACACAGACCGUUAUGAAGGACAAGAUGUGCGAGUCUCUUGCCCUCGUCUACUUCAAGUCCAUGACGCCCAAGCUGAAAGUGCUGGCGGGCCUGGAGCCCCCGAUGAAGGGCGGAGGCUCCGAGUGGUUCAUGCCCCCGAAGGACUUGCUCGACGGCCGCGCAGUCCUCAAACCCGUGAAAAAACUGUACCUCAACAACCUCGGCUUUAACGGCAUCAACUCCAUCGGAGAAAAACUGAGAAUGGAAUACUUUAUGCAGAUGCUGGAAGAGAAACGACAGGCUUUACUCGACAAUGACAACAUGUGGAAAGCAAAAAUCAUUGCCAGCAAUAAAAAACAAUAUGAAGAAAGUUCCAUAGAAGAAGCUGAAAAAAAUACAGCAAAGAUAAUGAAAGCUUUCAAAGAAUUUGAAGCUUUAUACAGAACUUCUGUAACGAGAUUAGAGGAUAUGGUCUAUAAUGCAGCCAUUGAAGAGAUAAAGCGAAAUCGAAAAGAAACCUUCAAAUAUAUGGAGGCACAUUAUGCUGAUCUUGUAGACUAUCAAGCUCGAUCAAUGUACGGUGCGUAUGAUGAAAAGCUUAGAAACGAAAAGGCAAAGAUAAAGGCGAAAUUCAUUGAAGAUGUACAAAGUAUAAGAACAAAUAUGGCAAAUGUAGUACAUGAUAUAAACUAUGACAAACAUUUGGCCAUAGAGAAAUUACGGCACCUACUCGAAUGCCAGAGCUUGGCAUGUCAAGUUUAUGUGGCUUUAAAAGAAAAAGAGGAAUGCCAGAAAGAAAUUGAUAUAGUCAAACAUGACCACCAUAAAAAGGUGAAGGUAUUAGAUGACGAAAUAGCUAUGAAAAAUUUCGAAAUUCGUUUGGAAAUAGAGCAACAGUUGAAACGUCAAGAAUUUGAUCGGAUUUGGAAGAAAAAAAUAUGUCACAUCGUAAAAAAGUUCCAAAUUUUCGUGGAAUACUGCCUGAAAACAUUACCAGAACAUGCGGAGUUCUUUCUGAACAUGGAGAAGCUAAUGAUGCUGCAGAUAAACGCAGCGGCAGAAAAUCCAAGUGCUGAGAGUAUUAUUGAAACUGAACCGGAGUAUAUGGGCCCAACACCAAGACCCCACCCCUGGUACCUUUUCUGCGAUAAGGGUUAUAAGCCACAACUUGAACAGGAUCUAUGCCCCAAACAUUGUACUUCAAGCGCUUCGCAAAUACCCGUUGUAGUCCUCAAUAAAAGAUGCAUAUACGCUGCUUGCAACAACUAUGACGUUUUUACGGAUAAAGUGACUCAAUACAUCGGUGGUAAUCGUGGAGAUGACAUUGACGUCCAAGAUGACCAUGACUAUGCCAUCGAUGUUCCUGUAAAAGUAACCAAGUCACUGCAAGUUGAAGAUCUCAAGCUAGAGAGUUCGUUGAUGCAAAUUCUUCAACAAGAGCUACCGAAUAUCAAAGAACUUCCAAUUGAAUGUUGUGUUUGUAAGAUACCUUACUGCUUUUGUAGCCCGCUACAUACAUCCAAGAUGUCAUUAUAUCAUUCUCGGCAACACCCCGACUCACAACGUCCUGAAGUAGAGGUUGAUAUGGGAAACAGAUUAAAAACCAGGAAGGACGAGCUACGUUUAGCACGCGAACCAAAAUGGGAGAGUUACAUGGACUUUAUUGCACCAAAGAGUUGCAAAUGUUCAAAAAUGGCAAAAAAACAUUUGGAAGAACAUUUACCGUUGUACAUGAGAAAGACGUCGAGAUUUGAGCCACCAGAAUUGCCUAAUUAUGAACCGUGCAGACUGGAGACUAUGAGAAGAUUGGUGAAGAAAGCUAGAGGAGUACGGACGCCUCCACCACCACCGCCGAAAGCGGAAUCGAAAACGAGAGACGUGGGCCUCCAGUGUUCAGAUCACGAAUUUGACAUAGCGUGUACUUGUUUCUCAGAUCAAGAAAUUAUAAAGCUUUUUGAGUCGAUCGUAUACGGUUCGAAGAUUUAUACAAAGACUACUGAGACACGUGUAGUGGGCAGUUCGGUUGCCGGUUCAUUUAUGGGUAAAAGCGCGACUUCUUUUGCUACCGAUCGUGCGUAUUCUCUGAGAUACUUGCUGGACGACGCUCCUAAGUUAGAAGAGAUAUUCAAAAAGGAACGCUGCGACUACUAG
Pectinophora gossypiella (pink bollworm) is the source of this 2193-nucleotide messenger RNA. RefSeq lists its product as uncharacterized. The transcript has a single exon. The record is from RefSeq and is a predicted model, not a curated record. The coding region runs from base 1 to 2193 and encodes 730 amino acids. Lineage: Eukaryota; Metazoa; Arthropoda; Insecta; Lepidoptera; Gelechiidae.